AUGAGCUCCUCGUCUUCGUCCGCCGUCAGCGGCUUCGUCUCUGCUGCAACAGCCACUGCCGCUAUGGCCGCCCUCGCGCUCCUGCAGAAGCAGCGUGCGUCGCUGUACAGCGCACCGGCCGACCCACGCGCUGUCCCGCGGCGGCCGAGUGCGCCCCAUCGCCCGCACGGACUCUUGCGGCCCGACGCGACGGACCCGUCCCAAGCGUACGAACUGUACCCCAUUGACUUUGUCAUGCACGUGCAGAUCCGCCAGUCGCUCGUCGACGCUUUUCUCGAGACGUGGCCCACUGCACAGACGCGCGCGUCGGUGCUGCUGAUGCACGGCGGCGUCGACGUCGAUCGCUACGAUACGGACAUUCAGUAUAACUUUCACCAAGAGAGCUUUUUCCAGUACGUGUUUGGCGUGCGGGAGCCUGGAUGCGCUGGACUCGUGGACUUGACCAGUCGGCAGGCGGUGCUCUUUGUCCCGCGCUUGAGCGACGACUGGGAGCUCUGGUGCGGCGAUCGCAAGCCACUGGCGUACUUUAAAGCCCACUACAAAGUGGACCAAGUGUACUACAUGGACGAGCUGGAAGCCGUGCUGACGACCGAGCUGCAGGCCAAGAAGCUCUACGUGCUGCAUGGCAGGAACACGGACAGUGGCCUCGAGACAACAACGACGUCGACGUUUGACGGGAUCGACGCGUUUGACGUGGACAAGGAGGCCUUGCACCCGGUGCUCGUCGAGUGUCGCGUGAUCAAGACGGAGAAGGAGCUAGAGCUCUUGCGCUUUGUCAACAAGCUGUCGUCCCGUGCGCACAUCCAUGUCAUGAAGCGCAUUCGCCCCGGCAAGAUGGAGUUCCACGCCGAGGGCGACUUCCUCCACUACGUGUACAGCAAUGGCGGUGCACGCUUCCACGCUUACACGUGUAUCUGUGGUAGCGGCCACAAUGCCUCGGCCUUGCACUAUGGACACGCUGGUGCACCGAACGACAAGCUGCUGGAGGACGGCGACAUGUUUCUCAACGAUAUGGGUGGCGAGCUGCAUGGAUAUACUUCGGACAUUACGUGCACGUGGCCGGUCAAUGGCGCCUUUUCCGCGGACCAGCGCAUGGUCUAUGAAGGUGUGCUGAAAGCACACGAUGCCGUGCUGGCUGCCAUCAAGCCGGGCGUCAGCUAUGUCGACAUGCACUUGCUAUCGCACCGCGUGCUCACGCAACAUCUGCUCGAGCACGGCCUGUUCCAGAACGGGACAGUCGACGAGUUGAUGGACCACGAGAUCUCGGCUUACUUCUACCCGCACGGUCUCGGCCACUUGAUGGGUCUGGACACCCACGAUGUGGGUGGCAUUCCCAUUGGCUACGUCCGUUCAACGAAGAAAAUCUUGGCCAAGCUGCGUUGCGUGCGUAAUCUGGCGAAGAACAUGGUGCUCACAGUCGAGCCUGGCUGCUACUUUAUCGAGGCUCAGAUUCAAGCGGUUCUAGCGAACCCCGUCACUGCCAAGUUUAUCAACCAGGAAAUGCUGUCUCGCUUCCGCGGCACUGGUGGUGUGCGAAUCGAGUCGAAUAUUGUCGUGACUGCAACAGGCAUUGAGUGCAUGAGCGAAGUGCCGAGGAAAGUCGAAGAGAUUGAGGCGACGAUGCAGAAGGCUUAA
Hyaloperonospora brassicae is the source of this 1635-nucleotide messenger RNA. Lineage: Eukaryota; Oomycota; Peronosporomycetes; Peronosporales; Peronosporaceae. The record is from the annotation of a GenBank genome assembly.